Fusarium keratoplasticum is the source of this 819-nucleotide messenger RNA. RefSeq lists its product as uncharacterized. Lineage: Eukaryota; Fungi; Ascomycota; Sordariomycetes; Hypocreales; Nectriaceae. The record is from RefSeq and is a predicted model, not a curated record. The transcript is spliced from 5 exons. The coding region runs from base 1 to 819 and encodes 272 amino acids. Gene Ontology annotation, molecular function: oxidoreductase activity, acting on the CH-OH group of donors, NAD or NADP as acceptor.
AUGUUCGAGGGCAAAGUUUACUGCAUCUCCGGGGCCGCGUCGGGAAUCGGUCGCGCCACCGCAAUUCGGCUGGCCUCGAAGCGAGUCUCGGGCCUUGCUCUCAGUGAUUUGGACAUUCGUGGUCUCGAGUCUACCGCUGAAGAAUGCAAGCGGCUGGGGCUCGAAAACACGACCGUCACACGACUCAACGUCAGCAUCCGAGCCGAUGUAGAGGCAUGGGUCCUGGCAGCGCAUCGCACCUUUGGUAGGCUUGAUGGCGCUGCCAACGUGGCUGGAGUAGCCGGUGGGACGGGAGAGCAGACCAUUGAGACGAUCGACCAGCAUGACUGGGACAAGAUCCUGAGCGUCAACCUCAACGGCAUCCUUCACUGCAUGCGAGCCCAGCUGCCGCUGCUCAACCGACCUGGAGGCUCCAUCGUCAACGUCGCAAGCACGUCUGGUAGGCGUGGCUUGCCUCACAACGCCGCAUAUUCCAGCAGCAAGUUUGCCGUAAUCGGACUUUCAGAGUCAGCAGCAGGCGAGUACGCCAAGCAAGGCAUCCGGGUCAACUCUCUUCUGCCGGGACCGAUUGAUACAAAGAUCUUCCGCGAUGGAGAAUCUGCAGGCCUGUUCGACUCGGUGAGUAUUUCCAAAGAUACACUUCUUGGGAGGAUGGGCACGGCCGAGGAAGUGGCAAACGUUCUGUGCUUUCUCCUGAGUGACGAGGCUUCCUACGUGACAGGAGGUGAGUGUUACAUUGAUCAUCUGUGUCAGAACGAAGCUAAAAUUGAGGGCUUUACAGCGCAUUGGAACGUGGAUGGAGGAUAUCUAGCAUGCUGA